Seminavis robusta is the source of this 2779-nucleotide messenger RNA. The record is from the annotation of a GenBank genome assembly. NCBI's taxonomy places the organism in Eukaryota, Bacillariophyta, Bacillariophyceae, Naviculales, Naviculaceae.
UGACACCCCUCAAUAAUUGUUGAGUAGACUACUAACUAACAAAAUGGAAGAAGGGAACACGUCUUGCUCCACAGGAUGCCACAGCAUUGGCUGCCGUUGGAUGAGAAAUCCAUGGUACCAGUUCUGUAGCAUCAGUGUGUGAUCUACUGCCGAAAAGCAGCAGCAAGCCGGGAUGAGACGUUCCAGCAGUGCUGGAAAGAUUGCAUCGGUCAGUGUCGUGGUUUUUGGAUUCGCCUGCUUCGCAUUGGUGUCAUCCUCACAGGAACCACUUCACAUUGCGCCUGCUGUGGAAGACGAAACGGACCAUUUCUUCUUGGAGGCACCGCCAAGCGGCAACUCUCAAGACAACAGUUACUUGAUUGAUAUUGCCGGUUUGGGCCAUGGUCGCGACUUUUAUGUUAGCGAGUCGUUGACCAUUCAGUUGGAAGAUGGCGGUCCCGUGUGGAAAUUUCAUAGUCAACAACCAGAUAUUCUCUCUCGCAGUGUCCGGCCAAGCUUUGUGGGGUCUACCCUCGAUGGGACCGUCACCUGUAAUCUGCUACGACACGCCAGUAGCAGCAACAGCGAGGACGAUAUUCUGACGGGCGUAGUACAAGAUUUGGCCCGAGGUUUGUGGUAUGAAAUCAAGCCCAAUGCAGAUGGAUUCAACACGGUAACGGUGGUUCGUGACGAAGACGUCCCAGAAUCGGUAGAUCCGACAGCGGCGCUAACGUUUCAGGAGAGUCCGGAUGAAUACGAUGAUACCAGCGAAGGCGACGCAACCAGCUUUCUGCAACGACAGUGGAACCGUAUUCCUUCUGCAGUUCAAAAAUCAAUCGUUAACGGGGGAGAGAAUCAGGCUGCUGCAUCGGCAAACACCAUCAUUGACGUGUUGGUCGUUUGGACCAUGAAUGCAGAGUGCGUCAAGUCCAGUCUUGCAGCUGGUUGCGCAGUAUCGGAUGAUACCCAGGCCAAAAUGCAGGCUGCUGUGACACUCAUGAUGAGCGAAACCAACCGAGUUUACGAAAACUCCAACUUGGAUCUGACGCUUCGACUAGCUCAUGCUCAACGAGACACCACUGGUUUUCAGGAGUCGGGAUUUGCCCGAGCACUUCUCUUCGCCUCCACUAGCCGGACCAUCAAACAACUGCGAUACGAUCACCAAGCUGAUAUUGUCCUCUUCCUUAUUGACAAUGCAAAGGCUCCCCGUGUGGCUGGUAUGUCGUACAACAAUUUCAUGACACCUGCCAAGCGAGGCUGGUUGUUUUCCGUCUUGGCAGCUCAAUCCACCGCAUUGCGAUACGUUCCAGCUCAUGAAAUAGGUCACUUGUUUGGGUGCUUUCAUGACCGAGGAACUCUCAAUGCUUGUAACGCCAACACUACCAACUGGGGACAUCGUGAUGCGGACGGCAGAUAUGCCACAGUCAUGGCGUAUCGAUGCACGCUGAAUCAGUGCGAUGGGCUAGCAGCGGCAAACCCCUGUCCACGGAUUCCCUACUUUUCUGGCAACGUCGAGUAUAAUGGAGAAUUCUUGGGAGGGUCCUUUAACAAUUGUCGUGAUCAAAUCAUGGCAACUAAAGAUCUCGUGGCUGCCGUCAUGCCGAGAGACGAUGGGGUGGGAAGCGGUGCCUUGCUACUCGAUUGCUUCUCCCCGCUGAAUGAAGUUCAAGUGCUGGGGAAGGGAACAGUAUUCAUGCCAGACGUUCAAAUUGGGGACCGUGUUUUGACGGCUUCGGGAAGCUACGAAACUGUUUACACUAUUGACCAUUACCAUCCUUUUCGGCCAACAGAAUACCUGCAGCUCAAGGCCUCGUUUUCAUCUCUAAACACGACAAGGUUGUUGCGGCAACAAGAUCUCUUCGUUGAGCUCUCUCCGUUCCACAUGAUCUUCCUACAGGAUAGCGCCUAUCCCGUGCCGGCCAACGAGGUCCGAAUUGGUGAUUUGCUUCAAACAACGCAAGGCCCAGCACAAGUUGCCCACAUCACUUCUGUCGUCAGUGAAGGUCUUUACAAUUUACUCACAACAUCUGGAACUAUCGUUGUCAGUGGUAUUGUGGCUUCCACCUAUUCAGUUCCUCCUUUCACUACAAGAAAGACCGCUGCAAAUCAUUUAGAAAUUGCAGGGUGGAAGUUGUUGCACUUUCAAACGCUGAUUCAUCUCCUGUUGGCGCCACUGCGCGUUGUAAGCGUUCCUCUGUUGCGAUGGCAACUCCGCAACAACCCAGAUAGCCACUUCUGCAGAGAGGAGCGCAAGCCAAAGAUUCAUUGGUAUAGUAAGAUUGGACUCAGCAUGGCAAACUGGUGGGCAAAGCAGAGCGCCUUGUUGCAAGGUAUGGGACUUGGCGUAGUCCUUGUAGUUUGUGGGGUGUUCAACUGCGUCCCAUGGAUCCUUUCUGCCCUCUUGGUUGCGAGUACCUGUGAUGUACUUGCUCGAAGCCAGUACAAGGGCGACACACAAUAACUACCGGCAGCCUUGAGGUCUCCAGAACAGAGGAUCAAACCAAAGGAGUCAUCCCUUCCGAACGUGACGAGGGGUGAAACUCUUCUCGCCUUGCUUCCCAAGGAGUUCACCACGAUCAAGCUGAUGUUUGCAGUGGUCACCAUCCACAUCGUUUGGCAUGCGGCGCAAUCUGACAAUGGAAACCUGGAACGAUGAAACUAUACACCGAAGAAAAGCAGCUACAAAGCCCUCCCUACAGUAUCUCGUUCAUCAGCGCCCAUCUUUAGGAGCACUGAUAAAGUUGACGACGCAGAGCAUGCCAUAGAAAUUAGCUAAUUAGAAAAGUGAUAGAUUAUUCAA